Sardina pilchardus (European sardine) is the source of this 1057-nucleotide messenger RNA. It is a transcript of the gene sypa, whose product is annotated as synaptophysin a. NCBI's taxonomy places the organism in Eukaryota, Metazoa, Chordata, Actinopteri, Clupeiformes, Clupeidae. The transcript has 6 exons. The record is from RefSeq and is a predicted model, not a curated record. Bases 133 to 1023 code for a protein of 296 amino acids. Gene Ontology annotation, cellular component: presynaptic active zone; synaptic vesicle membrane; synaptic vesicle.
GUCUCCUACCAGCUUGUGACGCAACCCGGCUGUUCCAGUGAAUUUCUGUUUCCCCCACCGAAAGCUCUUCCCGUUGGUACGUCCACCUCCCCCCGAGCAUCCAUUCCUCUUAUCUACGAACAGGCGGCUAAGAUGGAUAUUGUAAAUCAGUUGGUUGCCACUGGGCAGUUCAGAAUUAUCAAAGUACCACUGGGCUUCAUCAAAGUCCUACAAUGGGUGUUUGCCAUUUUUGCUUUCUCAACGUGUGGGAGCUACGACGGGUCAUUCAGGAUGUCAGUUCAGUGCAAAAACAGGACUGAAAGUAACUUAAAAAUAGACGUGGAUUUUGAAUACCCGUUCAGGCUCCAUCAGGUAUACUUUGAUGCCCCAACCUGCAAAGGAGAGAAGUCUGAGAGGUUCUUCCUCGUAGGGGACUAUUCCUCCUCAGCCGAGUUCUUCGUCACUAUCGCCGUGUUUGCUUUCCUCUACUCCAUGGCAGCUCUCAGCAUCUACAUCUUUGCCUUUGAAAAGUACCGCGAGAACAACAAAGGGCCUCUGAUUGAUUUCGGGGUGACCUGCGUGUUUACCUUCAUGUGGCUAGUGAGCUCGGCUGCCUGGGCCAAGGGCCUGUCCGACGUUAAGACCGCCACGGACCCCGAGAAGGUUCUGGAAAUGGUCCCCGCCUGUGAGCUGGAAGGAAGCACCUGCCGCGAAGUCCACGAUCCGAAGAUGUCUGGCCUCAACACGUCCGUGGCUUUUGGCUUCCUGAACCUGAUCCUGUGGUUAGGAAACAUCUGGUUCGUGUUCAAGGAGACCGGCAUCGUUGCUCCCUUCAUGCGUGCUCCACCUGCCCAGGAGAAGCAGCCCGCCCCCGACACCUUCGGCCAGCAGGGCUACGGCCAGGAGGGCUACGCGCAGCAGGGCUACCAGCCCGACUACAGCCAGCAGGGUUACAAUCAGGGUGGCGAGUACGGCCAGGGAGGAGGAGGAGGAGGAGGCUACGAACAGCAGGGGGCGCCCACCUCCUUCUCCAACCAGAUGUGAGAGAGCCAAUAAGGACGCAGCCUCGUGGAGGAUG